Molecule: messenger RNA, 3458 nt
Organism: Liolophura sinensis
Lineage: Eukaryota; Metazoa; Mollusca; Polyplacophora; Chitonida; Chitonidae
Product: nose resistant to fluoxetine protein 6-like
Exons: 15
Coding region: 125-2401 (758 amino acids)
Molecular function (GO): acyltransferase activity, transferring groups other than amino-acyl groups
Source: RefSeq, a predicted model, not a curated record
UGGGUCACAAGACUUUGACGCUGCUUACAGAUCACCCCGUAGGGCAUGUACUUUCAAAAACACAUAGGUCUGUUUAUACUGGGUUGAAAUUUGUUGUAUUAAGACCCUGGGAAAACUGACCACGAUGUCUUGCUGCCUAAGAUUUUUCGUUCUGACCAGCUUUGUUCCUGAGCUGUGGUCUCAGUUCAUUGAGCCUGGUCGGGUCGCCACACUGGGAAACAUCGGUCCAAGCCUUGUGAAAGAGCUUGGACCUCUGUUGGAGGAGCAUUCACGAACUGUCCGACAACUGUGGAAUAACGUUCCCUUCAGCUCCAAUAUUCAAAACGCCAUCACCGAUGCCGAUGCCGAUGCCUUAGGGUCUUCUUCCAAGGAGGAAUCGUAUUAUUUUCUCCGUGAUGUGGUGUUGCAGGAUGGGAUUACCUUUGACCAAAAUACCAACGUCUCUGUUACCUGCGCCAACGACACAUAUGCCUACCUGAUGGGAAUUGUCCGACAACAACAAUGGGCUUUGCGAAUUCUGGACUCACAAGGCAAGCUUCCAAGCGGAAUAUUGCUUGGGAACAGGUAUUGGUUAGGAUCGUAUACCGAAUGUCUGAAAGCCUCCGCUACCCUCAACAUAUCUCACGGCCAACACAGGACCUUGACGACCAAGUACUGCGCAGUUCAAAUACCAUUAGGUGGGACAGGCGGGGAAUCCCCUGAUCAACAGACACCCGGUUUCAUGUCAAUGGGCCUGAUGAUUGGUAUGUGUGUGCCGCGCUCGUGCUCUCAGGAUGACGUUACGGGGCUUCUCGAUGAAGCUAUGUCUCUUCUUCCCAUGAAUACAUCGUCACAAAUAUCCGUAAGCUGUCGAGAGAGUCCGGAUCUAGCGUCCGACGGAAGGGCAAUAGCAGCCAUUGUGAUAUGUUCGGUCAUCGGAUUUUGCAUUCUGGUCGGUACCGUCUAUGAUGUCUGUAUCCUACAAAUCGCGUCCAGCGUGAGAUCCACCGAGAAGAGAUCAGCCCACUCCUUGCCAGACGAGAAGACAGCUCUGUUAAACAAGACAUCAGGUGGGGACCUGCAAAAGCUAGAGGGACCCCCAAAGCUAGGCAUCCUGGCUAAAUGUUUGGUGGCGUUUUCUGUUUAUACAAACGGAAGCAAGAUUUUAAGCACUGCACAGGCCCCAGGAAGCCUGACCUGUUUAAAUGGUAUCCGGUUCCUGAGUAUGAGCUGGGUUAUUCUAGGUCAUACGUAUGCAAUCAUGCUGAUAGUAUCUGAUAAUCUGAUAGACUACGGAACUGUGAUUUUCAAACGCUGGACGUUUCAAGCCAUUGUCAAUGGAACGUUUUCGGUUGAUUCCUUUUUCUUUCUCAGCGGACUUCUGGUGGCAUAUAUCACCUUUAAAGAAAUGGACAAGAGCAAGGGUCGAAUCAACUGGGCAUUGUUCUAUUUCCACAGGUUUUGGCGGUUGACCCCAGCUUACAUGUUGGUGAUGAUGGUGGAUAUUUGCCUUCUCCGGUAUUUUGGAGACGGUCCCAUUUGGCCUCAGCAGGGGUUAGAGGUCAACUUCUGCAAGGAUUCCUGGUGGAAGAAUUUAUUAUACAUAAAUAACUUCUUUUCUUUCUACAGUGGGUGUAUGUCCUGGGCAUGGUACUUGGCCAACGAUAUGCAGUUUUACGUCAUCAGUCCACUGGUGCUGAUUACUCUGUACAGAUCAAAGGUUGCCGGCACCGCCGUCCUCAUGACUCUCCUGACAGGUUCAUUUAUAACAACGGGGGUGAUCAGUUCCGUCAACAAGCUACCUCCCACAGGAAAUGACCUCAACCAAGAUUUUACCAAACCAAACCUAUACCAGGACUUAUACUACGAAAAGCCAUACUGUCGUAUAGGACCGUACCUCGUGGGAAUGACUGUGGGUUAUAUACUGUACAGGACUGGCUCCAAGAUCAGUUUCACUAAGAAAGUUGUGGUGUUUGGCUGGAUUUUGACAUUUACGUGUAACUUAGCUGUGCUUUACGGCCUGUAUGGACACUUCAACACAGAACCGCUGACAUCAGACGUCAGCGCCCUCUACAAUACAGUGUCCAGAACCGUGUGGGCACUCGGACUCGCCUGGCUGGUUAUUGCCUGCUCUUCAGGAAACGGAGGCGUCAUCAACAGCCUUCUCUCCUGGGCUCCCUUCCAACCUCUCGGUCGGCUCACCUACUGCGCCUAUCUAAUCCACCCGCUCGUCAUGCUGUACUUUGCGACCGGAAGAGACGUCGUACCUCAUGCUUCUGACCUGAACACGAUCUACUAUUUCCUCGGGCACAUCGUUUUGUCAUACGGACUAGCUUUUCUUGUCUCCCUUGCGUUUGAAGCCCCGAUGAUCGGUCUGGAGAGAGUGCUACUGAGAGGAGACAGGAAGCGAGCAGAAAAGUAAAAAAAAAAAAAGAGAGAGCAACCGACCGUGUAAUAUAAACUUUUCAGUAUUGUUUGGUGUAGGCCAUCGUGUAGAUCUGCUUUCACAUGCAAACGUAUUCAAAAGUUCUUGUAUGUCUUUUACUUAUUCAAGCAACUUUGUGUAUAUCUUGAUAGAAAUACAUAUAGGAAACUAUUGCCAUUUGAAUCUUAAAAUCUGGUUAAAAUGCAACCUUCGAUUCUGUGUGCAUAGUUAUCUCUACAAACUGAUGUUGUUUAUAUACAUCUGUCAUCCCUGUCACUGAAAUCCGGUUUAUCUUAUGGUAUCUUUUUUAAAUAUCUUUAAGGUGACUGUAUGCUGGAAAGUAUUUAGUCAUUCCUCUCAUUUUCUCCCAUCAUGCAGUUGGAUAUCACGAGUACCUUGCAAAAUAUAGCAAAAUGAAUAAAAUAAAUGAGUUUUAACUACUUCCGGUCUAAUAACCCAGAAUCAAUUGAAAAUAGUGUUCCCUGUAUAUGAAUUCAUCUCACUUGGUCUGCAUCAAUUACAUAAGUUUUCUUUCCAAUACAAGAUAUUCUUGACACAGGGCCCUGGCAAGUUUUGGGCCAUGGUGUUUCAAAAGUAUGAACGGAUUUUACAUAGUCAGAAACUCUGGGGAGCCAUUGUGCACUAAAUAAAUUAGUCUCUUAAUUUUAACAGAAACUCUGUUGUAUGAGUGAUGCUAGAAUUUAUUCUGUUAUUACCACACAAUAUUUUCAUAUUCAACAAUAUAACAUCCUGUUAGUCUAGCAGAAUAUUUAUGUUGAAUUAACAGAAUACGCGUGCUACAUUUAACAGAAUAAUAUGCUGCAAUAACAGAAUACAUUCUAGCAUCACUGAGAUAACACUCUCUGAGAUGCUAGAAUUAAAAUUCUAACUUUUUUAAAAUAAAAAAAUUAACAGAUUAGUUUUUUUUUUGAGUGUGUUAAUCGUCAACACAAUCCCAAAUGUACAUGCAUAUACCCAUCGACAUAGUAUAAUAAUAUAGUACAUUAAGCUUAAAUAUCAUAACAAUUUGUCCUUAUAAUAUCGCAAUUCAAUA